AGGGCCCUCGGGGAAGUCCAGGGCAUGGCCCAGAGCGUGCUCUACGCCGACCUGAAGUUUGCUGCAGCCCGCCAGCUCACUCCCACCCCGGCCUGCCCCGCAGCACCUGAUGAGGAUGACAGCCCCUAUGAGAACGUGCCGCUGGGGACGGUGCCUGCAGCUGCUGGCCCAGGGCGCUGGCCCCGGCGCUGGCGCAUCACCACGGGGCUGCUGGCAGCCAGCCUGCUGCUGCUGCUGCUGCUGACGACCAUCACCCUAGGCGCUUGCUACUGGCAGGUGAGCCGCAGGCUGCAGGACGCUGCCCUCCAGCACGCCACCGAGCAGGGCCGGCUGUGGCAGAAGGUGAGCGAGCAGGAGCAGGGCCUGGAGCAGACGCGUCUGGAGCUGGCGUGGGCCCGCGCGGAGCUGCAGCGAGCGUGGCGGGACGGCAACAGCAGCCAGCUGGAGCUGGGCAGCCUCAGCGCCGAGCUGGGACGCGUCAGGGGCAUUCUGGGCCAGACUGAGAGGGAGAUGCAGGAGGUGCAGGGGAAGCUCAACAGCAGCGAGAGCACCGUGGCCAUCCUGCGUGCCUGCGUGAAUACAGAGUGCUGCCCCCAGGGCUGGGUGCUCUACAGGAGGAGGUGCCUCUUCAUUUCUGUGGAGACAAAGAAAUGGUUGGACAGCUAUCAAGACUGCAGUAGGAAAUCUGCUCAGCUGCUGUCCCACGAGGACUGGCCGCAUUUUGUCCAGCAAUCUCGUGACAAUUAUUGGAUCAGAAGCAAAUACCAAAAUUUUCCUGAUAGUUGGAGGUAUGACAGUAGUUGUGAAGGAACGCACCACGGGAAGACAGCCUCUUUCUACUGCUUUAAUAAAUUACUAUGGAUCUGUGAGAAGCCUGCAGAUCUGAGCUCACCAUCUAAGACCCUCACCUGGCCAAGGGGAAACCUUUGA
Molecule: messenger RNA, 930 nt
Organism: Colius striatus (speckled mousebird)
Lineage: Eukaryota; Metazoa; Chordata; Aves; Coliiformes; Coliidae
Product: B-cell differentiation antigen CD72-like
Exons: 6
Coding region: 25-930 (301 amino acids)
Cellular component (GO): plasma membrane
Molecular function (GO): transmembrane signaling receptor activity
Source: RefSeq, a predicted model, not a curated record